This is a messenger RNA of Prunus armeniaca (apricot), 1731 nucleotides long. The record is from the annotation of a GenBank genome assembly. Lineage: Eukaryota; Viridiplantae; Streptophyta; Magnoliopsida; Rosales; Rosaceae.
AUGCAUGGUGAGUGCAUUGAACCUUUGAAUUUUACUAUUGCAUCAGUGCUCAAGGCUUUAGCUCGGGAGGGUAGAGUUAAAGAUGGGGAAACAAUUUAUGGGUUGGUCUUAAAAUUUGGAUUUGGUUCUGACUUGACUGUUCAAAAUGCGGUACUUGACUUGUUCAUGAGAUGCGGUAAAGUUGAUGUUGCUAGACGGAUAUUUGAUCAGAUGGAUGAAAAAGAUGUGGUUUCUUGGAACUCGAUGAUCUCCGGCUACGGAAGUAAUGGCAGAGUUGAUAUUGCAAGGCAGCUGUUUGAUUGGAUGCCUGAGAGGAAUACAGUUUCAUGGACAAGCAUGAUUUGUGGAUAUGUUAAGUCUGGGGACAUGGCGGAGGCAAGGGUCCUUUUCGAGCAACUGCAAACUAAAGACUUGGUGUCAUGGAAUGUGAUGAUUUCUGGGUACACCAAUGCUAGUGAUGUUGACAAAGCUCUCUGUUUAUUCGAAGUGAUGCCAAUUCGUGAUGUUGGGACUUGGAAUCUGAUGAUUUCAGGGCUCUGCAAAGCAGGAGAUAUUAAACGUGCAGAAGAUUUCUUCAACAUGGUGCCAAAUAAGAAUGUUGCUUCAUGGACCAUAAUGAUGGAUGGUUAUAUAAAAUCUGGCAACGUUAAUUGUGCGAGGAGCUUAUUUGAUCAGAUGCCCGAGAAGAAUUUGGUUUCUUGGUCUACCAUAAUUGGGGGUUAUGCAAGAAAUGGGGAGCCUCGCAGUGCUUUAAAGAUGUAUAAACACUUCAAGGAGGUAGGAGUUAGACCAGAUGAGACUUUUAUAUUGGGAAUCAUAUCGGCUUGCUCACAGUUAGGAAUUCUAGGUACAGCUGAAUCGAUAGUUGGUGAUUAUGUUGGACAAUCAACUCUGUCUAAUCUACAAGUAGUGACAAGUUUGAUAGACAUGUAUGCAAAAUGUGGAAGCAUUGAAAGAGCUACACAACUGUUUAAAAUGACCCGUAAAAAAGAUUUGCUUUGUUAUAGCACCAUGAUUUCAGCCUUCGCUAAUCAUGGAUUGGGUCAGGAUGCCAUUUCUUUGUUUGAGGAGAUGAAAAAGGAAGGCAUAAAACCUGAUGGUGUAAGUUUUCUUUGCAUUCUGAGUGCUUGUAAUCAUGCUGGUCUAGUCACAGAGGGCAGGAGGUACUUUAAACAAAUGAUAGUUGAAUAUAGAAUUCAUCCAUCUGAGAAGCACUAUGCAUGUAUUGUUGACCUUCUUGGUCGUGGCGGGCGGUUAAAAGAAGCUUACAACCUUAUAUGUAAGAUGCCAUUUGCAGCUCCUUCAGCUGUAUGGGGUGCUUUACUUGCAGCCUGUAGGGUCCAUCGCAAUGUCCAACUGGCUGAAGUUUCCGCAUCUGAAUUAUUCAAGAUUGAGCCGGACAAUUCUGGCAACUAUAUCUUGUUAUCCAAUAUCUAUGCUGCUGCAGGAAAAUGGGAUGGUGUUGCAAAAGUGAGAGCGCUGAUUAGAGAGCACAGGGUUAGUAAAAAUAGAGGCUCUAGCUGGAUUGAGUUGGGAAGUGAAGUCCAUGAGUUUGUUAUGGGAGAUAAGUCCCAUUUUGAUUCAGAAUGGAUAUACCUUAUAUUGGAUUUGCUUAAGGAAGAUAUGAGGUUCCUGGGAUAUUUAAUGGACUUCGAAGAGAAAGAAGAAUUGUCAACCUCUACAUGGCAUUCUGAUACACUCUCUUACAAUAAUAAAUUGGAAGAUGGAUGA